GAUUUAAAGGAAGAAAUCGACAUCCGACUGUCCAGGGUGCAGGACAUCAAGUACGAGCCACGGCUGUUAGCUGAGGACGACAGCAGGCUUCUGCAGCUGGAGACACAAGAAAUCCCGUUUCACGCAGAGGGCCGCUACCCAAAGUCUUUAAUAGGGAAGAACUUCUGUGCCUACCUGCUGGAACUGCGGAAUACCAGCACCUCCUUCAAGGGCAUCCGCAAAGCCUUGAUCGACACCUUGCUGGAUGGGUACGAGAGUGCCCGCUACGGCACCGGGACCAAUGUGAUGGUCGAGUGGCUCCUCCAGGGGGGUGCCCUCUCCCCUGCCGGCAGGCCCAAGGCCCGGGGUGGCAGCAGCCAGCGGCAGCACCAGUCAGCAGCGAAGGACCUCACCCUCUCCCCCGAAGUCUCUAACCCCGCCACCAUCCAGGUCACCUACCUGCCUUCCAACCAGAAGAGCAAACGUGCCAAACACUUCCUGGAGCUGAAGAGCUUCAAGGACAACUACAACACGCUGGAGAGCACCCUGUGA
Messenger RNA from Tauraco erythrolophus (red-crested turaco), 531 nucleotides. The record is from RefSeq and is a predicted model, not a curated record. Lineage: Eukaryota; Metazoa; Chordata; Aves; Musophagiformes; Musophagidae.